CGGGCCGGCAGGGGAGGGGCUGAGUUUCGGCCAAAGCAGCAGCUAGAGCCCUAGCAGCCUGAUUAUCACAUGACUCGACGGCGGCGGUAGCCGUGGCAGCAGCGGCGCCGGCUCCGCGGGCUCGCCUGGUGGGCUCAGUUCCGCUCACGCAGGAGUGGAGCGCAGCGGGUCGGGGAGGGACCAGCAGAAGCUGCGGCCGCCCCGCCGCUCCCGGAGCGCGCGGCGUCUCUCCCAGCCCGGCCCGCCCGCUCCAUGCCUCUCCGUUGCGGAAGUGUAGCGGGGGUAGGCGGCGGCACGGAGCGCGGGAGGCCCGGGCUCGGCCCCCUGCAGCACUAGGCUCCGGGAGCCUCGCGGCGCGUCCCAGCGGUCCCGCUGCCCGUGCGCCCGGCGCCCGCCGCAGCCUGCAUGCUCCGCGCCCCCGCCGCCGCCCCCUGCUCGCACCGCUGCUGCCGGGCGCCGGAGUAAUAUGCUCACUCGAGUGAAAUCUGCUGUGGCCAAUUUCAUGGGCGGCAUCAUGGCUGGCAGCUCAGGCUCCGAGCACAGCGGCGGAGGCUGCGGAGGCUCGGACCUGCCCCUGCGCUUCCCGUACGGGCGGCCGGAGUUCCUGGGGCUGUCUCAGGACGAGGUGGAGUGCAGCGCCGACCACAUCGCCCGCCCCAUCCUCAUCCUCAAGGAGACCCGGCGGCUGCCCUGGGCUACUGGAUACGCAGAGGUUAUCAAUGCCGGGAAGAGCACGCACAACGAAGACCAGGCCAGCUGCGAGGUACUCACCGUGAAGAAGAAAGCGGGGACCAUUGCCUCCACCCCCAACAGGAACUCCACCAAGAGACGGUCCUCCCUUCCCAACGGGGAGGGGCUGCAACUGAAGGAGAACAUGGAAUCGGAAGGCGUUUGCUGCCACUACUGGUCGCUGUUCGACGGCCACGCGGGGUCCGGCGCGGCGGUGGUGGCGUCCCGCCUGCUGCAGCACCACGUGGCCGAGCAGCUGCGGGAGCUGGUGGAGAUCCUCCGGAACUCGGCCGUCCUGCCGCCCGCCUGCCUGGGCGAGGAGCCCGAGGGCGCGCCCGCCGGCCGCGCGCUGACCCGCGCCGCCUCGCUCCGCGGAGGCGUGGGGGCCCCCGGCUCCCCCGGCACCCCGCCCACGCGCUUCUUCACGGAGAAGAAGAUUCCCCACGAGUGUCUGGUCAUCGGGGCCCUUGAGAGCGCGUUCAAGGAAAUGGACCUGCAGAUAGAACGAGAGAGGAGUUCAUAUAACAUAUCUGGUGGCUGCACAGCCCUCAUUGUCAUUUGCCUCCUUGGGAAGCUGUAUGUGGCAAAUGCUGGGGACAGCAGGGCCAUCAUCGUCAGGAAUGGAGAAAUCAUCCCCAUGUCUUCAGAAUUCACCCCCGAGACGGAGCGCCAGCGACUCCAGUACCUGGCAUUCAUGCAGCCUCACUUGCUGGGAAAUGAGUUCACACAUUUGGAGUUUCCAAGGAGAGUGCAGAGGAAGGAGCUGGGAAAGAAGAUGCUCUACAGGGACUUUAACAUGACAGGCUGGGCAUACAAAACCAUUGAGGAUGAUGACUUGAAGUUUCCCCUAAUAUACGGAGAAGGCAAGAAGGCCCGAGUGAUGGCAACUAUCGGAGUGACCAGGGGACUGGGGGACCAUGACCUGAAGGUGCAUGACUCCAACAUCUACAUAAAGCCAUUCCUGUCUUCAGCUCCAGAGGUAAGAAUCUACGAUCUCUCCAAAUAUGAGCAUGGAGCAGAUGAUGUGCUGAUCCUGGCAACGGAUGGACUGUGGGAUGUUUUAUCAAAUGAAGAAGUGGCAGAAGCAAUCACUCAGUUUCUCCCUAACUGUGAUCCUGAUGACCCUCACAGGUACACACUGGCAGCUCAGGACCUGGUGAUGCGUGCUCGUGGUGUCCUGAAGGACAGAGGAUGGCGGAUAUCUAAUGACCGACUGGGCUCAGGAGAUGACAUUUCUGUAUAUGUCAUUCCUUUAAUACAUGGAAAUAAACUGUCAUGAAAACAACUCAGGGGAUUGGAAGAUCAGAAGGAAGAAAGCUGGGAUGCCUCUUGGCAGGGCAGGACUGGGAAGUGCCCCAGCAGAGUUCCAGAUGGUGCCACCUCUUCCCAGCCCAGAUGGAGAGUUUGCUGCCCAAAGCCUCUGGCUGUGUUUCAAGAGGAUCAAUAGGUUUCAGUUACCGCUUUAGUUAACAGGUCUGGAUACUCAACAAAAGCAAAACCUAAAGGCUGCUACUGAGUGUUGUUUCUUUUGGUUCCUUCAAUAGGCCUCCUAAGUGGCCGUUGCCUAUUUUGGGCACAUAAUCAUAUUUAUUUUAUCUGGAAUGCUGGGGCAGCCAUUUUCAGGUGUAACUGGCAGAAGACUCUUCGUCUGUCAAGCUGCCAAUUUGUCUACGGGUUGGAACAUUGGGGAUCAUGCCUCAGAAAGUGUGAGCGCCCACCUUCUACUAAGCCUGAGAUUUAUUUCAGGGAACGCUAUCUAUGUGUGUGUCUCUCUCUAUUCUUUCAUGAUGAUGAGGAUGGGGUAAGGUUGGAACUUUUUUUUAAUUUCUUGAAUCUUAAUUGUUUCCAUAGACCAGGCCUGGGACUUUCCAACUCCUUGCUGAGGAAUUUGUGUGUCCAAGUCCAACCCAGGCUGUCACUGUAUCCUGUAACCCACACCACCCAGGCAGACCUCUGGAGCAGUGCCCUGGUUAACAGAGUGCUGUCUUUGUUGUGUAAUAAUUUGUUUCUAGGUUGAUUUUUUCCCCCACUAAAUCAGUGUUUUCAUGAAACUUGGGGUAUUUCUUUGGGCCAGCAGUUCCUCUUUUGUCUUCAAGGGUCUCCCUUGUGUUGUUUGAGGUUUCUGUUGGUUUCUGAAUCUGGGUUUUCAUUUCUGGAAUGAUUGCUUCCAGAUCCCAACCCAUCCUUGCUGUGCCACAAGUACACACGUAAAGCAGUGUUUAAUAGAGCUGUGUGGGAAGUCCCUUAAUGUCAGUCAGUUCACCACACCUCAUUUCAGAACCUUACCUCCACUUUAAAUCCAGAUUUCAUGGGCUGCAAGGGCUCCCAGGCCCACUCCAAACAAUGUGUAAGCAUCAGAGUCUGUCAGGGAACAGCAGGCCCUCUCCCCACCAUCUUUGGACAAGACCCACUCAGACUGAAUUUGAUGAAACAGAAUUUAAAUUGGGUUGACUGGCCAUUCACAUGUUCCUUCUCCAGGUCCCAGCCACCCAACCACUUAGACUACUGUUCCCUCUGAGUGUUCCUCCUGGAGCAUCCACAGAAGCAGUGGACGGAUCAGAUCUGCCAGGUGCUUCACUGCCUGAAGUAACUGGAAAAUAGAUGGUUAGCAAUCCCUUCUAUCUCUUAGACUGCUGCUCUGCACGGGUACCUUGUAGAGCAACACCCCAUUACUGAGCCUUCUUCCUGAAGAGCUCCUGCAGUAUCACCACCAUCUGGGCAACUUCUUGUAAUUAAAACAUUCAGUGAAGAAAGAGCCAUUGCGGUGGUCCCCCAAAAUGCUGGAGAGCCCAUUCCAUUUCUCAUGUUCUUGAAACCCUUCCCCACAGGAGAAGACAGGACCUUUCCUCCAGGAGAGUUCAUCACCUGCAUACCUGGAUUUAUAGAUAUUUUUUUAGGAAUGGCCUGGAGCCUUCCUAUUCUGUGUUCAUCCCACAGUGUGGAAACAGUGCUCAGCCUGGUGGGUGAAGUACUGUGGGAAUUCAUCCAUCAGGUGGUUGCCAAAAUGGUGUCUGGGAAGAACUGGACUACAACCUUGUCAGGCAUCCUCUUCAUCUGGUAGCGUCCCUCCUCCUCCGAUAAAUCUUAGCUACCCCAGGCACUCUGUGGAGAGAAGUUUAUGGUAGACAGUUUGCUUCUCUGGCAGAAUAUUAUGCUAUGGAAAAACAUGCAGGCAUCCUACAGCAGUGUGGUCCAUUUUCUGUUCCUGCCUUGACUCCCUAACCCACAUAUAAAUUGGAAUCUUGAGAGUUUCCCUUGGAGGAUUCCAAGUUAUCAGCUUUAGGAAGCAGUCACCUCUUUCCUAUGUUUCCAUUGCCUUUCAUUUCUUUUCCCUUUCCUGAGCUUUUAUGUACUCCCUAUCUUGAGCUUCUCCAGUUUUAAUUGAGCCACGAGAGUCAGAGUGUCGAUGCAGACAUGUAGAUAUGACAUGUCUUAAUUCAUCAAUUCAUUUACUGCCAAGGCAUGUCUCAGGAAAAAUUCUGGAACUCCCUUAUUCAGUGUAUCCUAAUCUUGCACAUUUAGUCCUACUGCUUUUAGUUGGGUAACUAGGAAUUCUUUUCAUAAGCCCCGUUGGGUAAAAAGAGCUCAGUAGCAAGCUGAAGCCAUGAUUCUAUUGGGAGUAUGGGAGGAAAACUACAAAUGAGGUGAAUAAAUCAAAUGUGGAAAAAAUUAUUUGUUAUGCUCAUGGAAAAAUCUACCCAGCUCUGUGCAUUGAACUUACUCGGUUUUAGCUUUAUUUUUUACCCAGACCCUACAUCAUUCCAUCUCAGAGCAGUAACGGUGUCUACAUAACAGGUAGGGUCCUGGAGCAUUCCUGGAAGGGUCUAAAGCAGGGGUGGGCAAACUUUUUGACUCGAGGGCCACAAUGGGUUCUUAAACUGGAGCGGAGGGCCGGAACAAAAGCAUGGAUGGAGUGUUUGUGUGAACUAAUAUAAAUUCAAAGUAAACAUCAUUACAUCAAAGGGUACGGUCUUUUUUUUUCAAUAGUUUUAUUCAUUUCAAGCGAGCCGUAGUUUGCCCACGGCUGGUCUAAAGGCAACACUCAAAAUUCUGCAGAAUGUAUGUAUAUGUGGUUCUGAAAUUGUCCGCAUCUGAGUUGUAGCCCAACCUGCUUGUCCUCACAGCCUCAGAGGGAGUCUUGUUUUCCUCGUCAAGUCUUUAUGGUUGUCUUGGAGGUGUGUGGCCACGUCCUGUAAUGAAAGGCUCUUCCUGUUCUAAAUCUUGUUGUUGGGCUGGUCCCUGCUCUUUCAAAUAUCUGACACUCUCUUCCUUAAAGAGAGCAAAUUUACACUUCAUCCAUACUGCCUCAUCUUCCCAGGCAACAGCCAAACCUUUGUUAUCUAAACGCCUGAAAUCAGAGCAGUGCCAGCAGUCAGAAGGAGGAGGGGAUGUUCUGCAGUGGUUGUGUUUACAUAACUGCUACUCUUGGAUAGAACUGAAAAUCAGCUAGGCCAACUACUAAGACAACGUCCCCCACCACCCUCCCUCAAAGUGGGAAUUUCAGUUCUUUUCCACAGUAUUCAGCUUUGGGAAAUUUAGGGUGCUUAAUUUUUUCAAUCCUUAGCAAUGUACCUCCAUGAGACUAUGUGAAGUCAGCUGUGCUCACUCACUCUCUUCUUACUCUUCUAGGUAUUCAUUUAUUUUGGGGAGAUCUACCGCAGUAGAUAGAUAUUGGUAGGCAGGGAUGAGUGUCCUGGUACCCAGAUUUGGCCUAGGAUCGUGGCCAUUCAGGGAGGGUUUUCUGGUUUACCAGGAAGAUUAGAAAGAAAACACUUAGGAAAAAAUCUCCCAAAUCUUUAAAAAUCUAAUUCUCCUCUUGAUCUCACCUCCUUUCCCAUCUGCCUGUCAUCUUUAAUUUACAAGGCCACAAGUGGUCAGUGGUUUUCUUUCCAUCACAGUUUGAGGAUCUUGCCAUUCCUUAAAUGACCCAGCAGUCCCACUCUUUUCAGAGUGAAUCUAUUAAGCUUUUAUGAGUUUCUAUUUUCAGUAAGUUAGUGCUUCUGGGACACUUGGAGAAAGCAGUGAGAGUCAUUGUCUAUGCAAAGAACAACCCGGCUGACCCAAAAAGUUACCAGAUCUAAGAAAAAAGUAAAAAGCAUAUAACAGGAACUUGGAUUUUUGAGGAUUUACAAUUGCAGAGAAAUUUUGCAGCCUGCACACCAUAGCCCAUCUUGCUGAGCAAACUGGUCUUGUGUUGGUGACGGGGAUUUUUCAAGACACUACAUGAGCAGCCCGAUUUGCCUCUUAUGUGAGCACCAUAUCUGAGUGCCAGUCUGAGGAGCACUGCACUUUCCAAUUCAUGGCGUUAUCUGUAAAUAGCUUUAAUUUUUCCUUUGCAUCUUAGAUGCAGUUUUGUUCAUGCAGAGACCAGGUAGACAGUGACCAAAUGAGGCUGUACGUGUUGUUUUCUACUAUGAUGUACUUGAAGGAGAACCUUGUGUCCUCCACUCUUCUAAUCCUCCAUAGUAUUUGUGUUUGUUUGAGGCGUCCUGAGGUUACUCCUUCCCUCCUUUUUUGCCUCCAUUUUCUUUGUUUCUUCUGGAGACCCAGGGAGGCCCACAGUGGAGACCAUUUGUAAGGAAUGUAUCAUAAGGUCUGGGUUUCCAGAAACACCCUACGUGCAGUGAAUGAGAGGAAUAUGCCUGAAAAUGAUUUCAGAACCAUGUACCUUUAUGCUUUGUGAUUGUGAAAUCUUGACUUUUGUAACCCAAAAGUGAAAACUGUUCAGUAAUGGGGAUCUAUUUUGUGUGUUUCAAAACUUAGGUGCAAUGUUCCCUGGAAAAAGCUAAAGAAAUGUAUAUGCUCAGUUAUGUUUUAAAAUAAAAUAUUAUAUAUAU
Messenger RNA from Myotis daubentonii (Daubenton's bat), 6566 nucleotides. RefSeq names its product protein phosphatase, Mg2+/Mn2+ dependent 1H (gene PPM1H). Gene Ontology annotation, biological process: protein dephosphorylation. Gene Ontology annotation, cellular component: mitochondrion. Gene Ontology annotation, molecular function: [pyruvate dehydrogenase (acetyl-transferring)]-phosphatase activity. Lineage: Eukaryota; Metazoa; Chordata; Mammalia; Chiroptera; Vespertilionidae. The record is from RefSeq and is a predicted model, not a curated record.